Messenger RNA from Onthophagus taurus, 1632 nucleotides. NCBI's taxonomy places the organism in Eukaryota, Metazoa, Arthropoda, Insecta, Coleoptera, Scarabaeidae. The record is from RefSeq and is a predicted model, not a curated record.
AUUUUUGAUAUAAAAAAUGAGUUUUAUUUUUUAGGUAACGUACAACAUUUAAAAAAUCCCUUCAAGGGUACGGUUUAUUCCAUCGGGAACAUCGCCACAGCGUUUUACACUGGAUUAUGGGCUUACGAUGGAUGGAAUAACCUCAAUUAUGUCACGGAAGAAAUUAAACAUCCCUCCAAGAAUCUGCCACGUAGCAUAGUAAUCGGGAUUCCAUUAGUAACGAUAUGUUAUGCGCUCAUUAAUGUAUCGUACUUAACAGUAAUGUCACCACUGGAAAUGAUGACUUCGGAAGCGGUCGCCGUUACCUUUGGAAAUCGUUUGUUAGGCGCUAUGGCUUGGCUGAUGCCCCUUUCUGUCACCAUAUCAACGUUUGGAGCGGCCAAUGGGACCUUAUUCGCAGCUGGGAGACUUUGUUUCGCUGCCAGCAGAGAAGGACAUCUACUCGACAUCUUAUCGUAUGUUCACAUCAAAAGAUAUACUCCCGCGCCAGGAUUAAUCUUUCAUUCUUUAAUAGCAGGAGCGAUGGUUUUAUAUGGAACGAUAGAUUCGUUGAUUGACUUUUUUAGUUUUACCGCUUGGAUUUUUUAUGGUGGUGCUAUGUUGGCGUUAAUUGUAAUGCGAUUCACAAAACCAAAUCAUCCGAGACCAUACAAAGUUCCAGUCAUCAUUCCUAUCCUGGUGUUACUAGUUUCGAUCUAUUUGGUUGUUGGACCAAUAAUUGAUAAGCCAACCAUUGAAUAUCUUUAUGCGGCCCUUUUUAUUCUCGGUGGAAUGGUUUUUUACCUUCCAUUCGUGCAUUACAAGUUGCGAGUACCAUUUAUGGAUGGAGUAACAGUUUUCUUACAAAUGUUACUUGAAGUUGCCCCAACUGCAUCAAUGUAUGAGUAGACCCUAACGAAACAACUUAAAAUUAAAAUAAAAAAAAAUUAAAUCAAGGUUAAUUAAUUAAUUAAUUAAUUAACCGAAUGAAAGUGUAGGUCCUAAUCACUUAAAAAAAAAACAACGUGUCAUUCCAUCUUUUCGUUUCAUUUAAAAUCUUACUACAAAAAAAAAAUAAGUCUGAAACCCCGACUAUUUUUCUAACGAAAAAUUACCUUUAAAAAGAUACGGAAAUAAAAAUCAAAGUGUACAACCGACAAUAUUUUUGUAUUCAAAUUAAGAAAAAUAAAUUAAAAUACUUUUUUGUUAAUCCUUGUCGUUCACGCAGAGCUAACAAUAGAAAUUAAAUUUGUUUCGCAAAACGUGUACCUGCAGGUAGUAAAAUUAAAUGUUUAAAAAAUGCAUGUUGGUUGUAACAUAUCAAUACAACAGUUGAUUAAAAAGAAACGAAUAUAAAUGAGAAAAAAUGUUUUAAAAAUAGGGAAAUUAAAGAAGUUUUAUACUGCGAUUUUAAUUUAAGAAAUGUUGCCAAAGUAGGAAGUGAUGAGAAGAUAUCGUUACCAGAUGCAAUAUUAUUGAAGAUUAUUAAGAGAUCAUUAGCAUUGAUGUGUUAAUAGUUUUUUAUUUUAUAUGAAGAUUUUCUAUUUUGACUAUUAUUAUAAGAAGGGAAUCGCUUUGAAAGAGAUUCCUUGUUGAUUUCUUUAUGUGAAGUUUUAAUAAGAAGAUACAAAUAAAUAGAGCAUUGCCUAAAAA